AUGCCUAAUCCACUGCUUUGCUGUACCAUAACAUUUAAGGUGGACUACGUGAUUAUGCCAAACGAAUCCAGAGAACUUGAACUGUUCUACUUUAACGUGAUCCUCGGGCUUCGCGUAACCCUGGAAGACCAUGGGCCAAGUCGAUGCUCCUUCUCCAUAUGCCGAAUCCCAUUGUUGUCGCUUUCAAGUGUCAAUUUCAUGCAAGUUAGUUUCUUGAAAUUGAGAAAGAGUAAAAUGCAUCGCCUCUGGUUUAUCGGGCCGACUCGGAAACUUGAAAAAUGCAACUUACCACUUUGGCGAGGAUGCGCACUUUCUCCGUUAGAGCGAUCUAUCCUGGCAGCGGGGCAAGAGCCAACGUAUGCAUUCCUUCGCGUUCCAGUGCUCCCAGGAAUAGCGGUCGACAAACCAACCAACGAACGGUUCCUUCUCCUAAAAAUUCCAGUUGCUAUUAUUAGCGCCUCUGCCCGCCGUGGGCGAAAAUGGCUGCUAUAUGUCGCCACAGCUGUCUCAGGGACAUCCGGGUAUUUGCGUCAUGACGGGCGGGACUUACAACUAGAGGGCAUGGAAGAGCCAGUGGUUGAGAAUGAAACGUACGAUUUCGUGGCAGAGGGUGCGCUCCGCAUUGCGGACGCUCAGUGCGGUGACACCAGAACGUCCAUCAAUCCUGAAGAGAGCUGGCACCACAACAGGGACAUGAUUGCCAGCCGGGAUGGCGGGAGAUGCAUCAUUAUGGAGCCUGGAACAGCAGAGCGCAUGGAUGGUUUCUCUCACUGGGGCGAAGCCGUUAGAUGGGCCGCCUGCCAAGCUGCACAUAUUUUGCCCCACAAUAAAGGCUCCCCGUAUAUUGAAGCGAUAAUUCGAGCGAGAGGACUCGACGAGCGCAUCAAGUUCCAAGGUGGUAUAGACAACGAAAAGAACGCCAUGUUCAUCAAUAGACAAAUUCACGCAAAAGGGCUAGCUUACCAAACUUGCGCCUUUUUUUAUGUUCCCAAUGAUUGUAUGACCAUGGAGGAUGUGUUGUAUCCCGAGGACCACCCACCGCCUAUCCUUCCCGAGUCUCUUCAACAUACCCAGCACGCGUAUCUACAGUUUCAGAUGCUGGACACAGAUGCCUACUGGAAUUUUCUGGACUUCAUGAAGGGGAAGCGGUUGUGGUCAAACAAAUUCGUCCGAAUGCCUGACGACCGUUCAAGUUUCCCACCUUUCUUCAUAUGCCAUUUUCACUAUGGGGCGACUGCGCUCCACCUAUGGUUGGAUGAAGGCAGCCGAUCAAUUCUCAAUAGUUUUAACUCCCAGCAAUACUACACCGAGGCGGACAACGAGGUUUCUGCUUCUGGUGGUAGGAAACAGAGAUACCACCAAUCGUCUGUUGGAGAGUCAGCGACGGAUCUUGUCAGUUGGCUUUGGAGAGCUAAUGGAGCUACCAUGGAAGAGGAUGGGGUGGAUGAUGCUCAGACAAUUAUCGACAAAGAGUUUAGAUCUGACAAACGGGAGGCGGUGGAGAAAUGGUGCCAGGAGACAGUUGCUGAGUGAGAGUGAAGAGAUGUUGCAUCAUUACGCCUUGCUCUGGAUUACUGUUGCAGAUACGUGGUAGUUAUGUUCAUUUUCAUAUCAG
Messenger RNA from Desarmillaria tabescens, 1615 nucleotides. RefSeq lists its product as uncharacterized. Lineage: Eukaryota; Fungi; Basidiomycota; Agaricomycetes; Agaricales; Physalacriaceae. The record is from RefSeq and is a predicted model, not a curated record. Bases 1 to 1533 code for a protein of 510 amino acids. The transcript has 8 exons.